Diceros bicornis minor is the source of this 6848-nucleotide messenger RNA. It is a transcript of the gene NFATC3, whose product is annotated as nuclear factor of activated T cells 3. Bases 709 to 3870 code for a protein of 1053 amino acids. Gene Ontology annotation, biological process: calcineurin-NFAT signaling cascade; cytokine production; regulation of transcription by RNA polymerase II. The transcript has 10 exons. Lineage: Eukaryota; Metazoa; Chordata; Mammalia; Perissodactyla; Rhinocerotidae. Gene Ontology annotation, cellular component: transcription regulator complex. Gene Ontology annotation, molecular function: DNA-binding transcription factor activity, RNA polymerase II-specific; RNA polymerase II cis-regulatory region sequence-specific DNA binding; transcription factor binding. The record is from RefSeq and is a predicted model, not a curated record.
ACUUUCCUUCUUAGUAUUGAGUAGUUGAUGAUUCAAUAUGGUGAUGUUUUAUUUUAAAUAAGAUGUGGGGUUGAGGAAGCCAUAAUACAGUGAAGUCAAUCGCAUUACUCUUGAGAGGCAGGAAACCUGAGUAGGUUGAGCCUCAUUUGAUAGUAAGCAGUAGUUUGACUGUCAGCAGUAAUGUAAAUAAGGGAGGUGUUGUCCAAAGCUGUUCUGGUGGGUCAGGGGAGUAGACAUAGCAGACUUGGCAGUAAGCCUGGCUUCUAAAACAAAAUCCAAGUCAUCGAAUUUGCCCAGGCAUGCCAUAUGAGGUUCAAGUAACAGUGGAAUUUAAGAGGAGUGAGUUUGUUCAGGGAGGCUUAGGAGAGUUACAAGCAAGGAGCAAGCUUUUUUAACAGCCAUAAUUUUAACUCAAACAUAGCGUGGAUCUGCAUAUAUUUCAGCAUUUCUCAAUGUUUAAAUAAUUAUAUUGCAUGACUUGCAUCUGUUUGCCUCAAUUUGGUAAACUUUAGGAGAGAGGAGCAAUUGGACCUGUGAGAUUUAAGUAGUAUGAUCUAUGAAUUGUCUGAAUUGGUAGCUGAAAUUUAAUCAUUGGGACGGUUAUAGUUAAUAUAUUGGUAUUGUGUGUAAGGAAACUACAUGUCUAUGAAAGCUUGAAAAUACCAGGUACACUGGAGAAGUAACUUGAAGGCUUCAUUUUCCUACAAAAUGUACAGUAUCGAUAUGUCUUAUGUUACAGAAACAGAUCUUGAGCCAGAUGAUUGUGCUGCAUCCAUUUACAUCUUUAAUGUAGAUCCACCUUCAUCUACUUUAAACUCACCACUUUGCUUACCACAUCAUGGAUUACCGUCUCACUCUUCUGUUUUGUCACCAUCGUUUCAGCUCCAAGGUCACAAAAACUAUGAAGGAACUUGUGAGAUUUCUGAAUCUAAAUACAGCCCGUUAGGUGGUCCCAAACCCUUUGAGUGCCCGAGUAUUCAGAUUACAUCCAUCUCUCCUAACUGUCAUCAAGAAAUAGAUGCGCAUGAAGAUGACCUACACAUAAAUGACCCAGAAAGGGAAUAUUUGGAAAGGCCUUCUAGAGAUCAUCUCUAUCUUCCUCUUGAGCCAUCCUACCGGGAGUCUUCCCUUAGUCCUAGUCCUGCCAGCAGUAUCUCUUCUAGGAGCUGGUUCUCAGAUGCGUCUUCUUGUGAAUCUCUUUCACAUAUUUAUGAUGAUGUGGAUUCAGAGUUGAAUGAAGCUGCUGCCCGAUUCACUCUUGGAUCCCCUCUGACUUCUCCUGGUGGCUCUCCAGGAGGCUGCCCUGGAGAAGAGUCCUGGCAUCAACAGUAUGGGCUUGGACACUCCUUGUCACCCAGGCAAUCUCCUUGCCACUCUCCUAGAUCUAGUGUCACUGAUGAGAAUUGGCUGAGCCCCAGGCCAGCCUCAGGACCCUCAUCAAGGCCUACUUCCCCUUGUGGGAAACGGCGGCACUCUAGUGCUGAGGUUUGUUAUGCUGGGUCCCUUUCACCUCAUCAUUCACCUGUUCCUUCUCCUGGUCACUCCCCCAGGGGAAGUGUAACAGAAGAUACCUGGCUCAAUGCUUCUGUCCAGGGUGGAUCAGGCCUUGGCCCGGCACUUUUUCCCUUUCAGUACUGUGUAGAGACUGAUAUCCCUCUGAAAACAAGGAAGACUUCUGAAGAUCAAGCUACUGUACUACCAGGAAAAUUAGAGCUCUGUUCAGAUGACCAAGGGAAUUUAUCACCAUCCCGGGAAACUUCAGUAGAUGAUGGCCUUGGAUCUCAGUAUCCUUUAAAGAAAGAUUCAUCUGGUGACCAAUUUCUUUCAGUUCCUUCACCCUUUACCUGGAGCAAACCAAAGCCUGGCCACACCCCUAUAUUUCGCACAUCUUCAUUACCUCCGCUAGACUGGCCUUUACCAACUCAUUUUGGACAGUGUGAACUGAAAAUAGAAGUGCAACCUAAAACUCAUCAUCGAGCCCAUUAUGAAACUGAAGGUAGCCGAGGAGCAGUAAAAGCAUCUACUGGGGGACAUCCUGUUGUGAAGCUCCUGGGCUAUAGUGAAAAGCCGAUAAAUCUACAGAUGUUUAUUGGAACAGCAGAUGAUCGAUAUUUACGACCUCAUGCAUUUUACCAGGUGCAUAGAAUCACUGGGAAGACAGUUGCUACUGCAAGCCAAGAGAUAAUAAUUGCCAGCACAAAGGUUCUGGAAAUUCCACUUCUUCCUGAAAACAAUAUGUCAGCCAGUAUUGACUGUGCAGGUAUUUUGAAACUCCGCAAUUCAGAUAUAGAACUUCGAAAAGGAGAAACUGAUAUUGGCAGAAAGAAUACUAGAGUACGACUUGUGUUUCGUGUACACAUCCCACAGCCCAAUGGAAAAGUUCUUUCUCUGCAGACAGCUUCUAUACCUGUUGAGUGCUCCCAGCGGUCUGCUCAAGAACUUCCUCAUAUUGAGAAGUACAGUAUCAACAGUUGUUCUGUAAAUGGAGGUCAUGAAAUGAUUGUGACUGGAUCUAAUUUUCUUCCAGAAUCCAAAAUCAUUUUUCUUGAAAAAGGACAAGAUGGACGACCUCAAUGGGAGGUAGAAGGGAAAAUAAUCAGGGAAAAAUGUCAAGGGGCUCACAUUGUCCUUGAAGUUCCUCCAUAUCAUAACCCAGCAGUUACAGCUGCAGUGCAGGUGCACUUUUAUCUUUGCAAUGGCAAGAGGAAAAAAAGCCAGUCUCAACGUUUUACUUACACACCAGUUUUGAUGAAGCAAGAACACAGAGAAGAGAUUGACUUGUCUUCAGUUUCAUCAUUGCCUGUGCCUCAUCCUGCCCAGACCCAGAGGCCUUCCUCAGAUAUAGGACACCCACAUGAGAGUGUACUGUCAGCACAGAGAAGCUUGGUUUGUCCCAUCCAGCAAACAUAUGCAUCCAUGGUAACUUCAUCCCAUCUGCCCCAGUUGCAGUGUAGGGAUGAGAGUGCUGGUAAAAAACAGCAUAUGAUACCUACUUCAGUCGUGCACCAGCCUUUUCAAGUCACACCAACACCUCCUGUGGGGUCUUCCUAUCAGCCUAUGCAAACUAAUGUUGUGUACAAUGGACCAACUUGUCUUCCUGUUAAUGCUGCCUCUAGUCAAGAAUUUGAUCCAGUUUUGUUUCAGCAGGAUGCAGCUCUUCCCAGUUUAAUAAAUUUUGACUGUCAACCAUCAUCAUCCUUAUCUUUUCAUUCUUCAAAUUCAGGCUCAACAGGACAUCUGUUAGCCCACACACCUCAUUCUGUGCAGACUCUGCCUCAUCUGCCGUCAAUGGGAUACCAUUGUUCAAACACAGGACGAAGAUCUCGUUCUUCUCCAGUGGCCGACCAGGUCACAGGUCAGCCUUCCCCUCAGUUACAACCCAUUACGUAUGGUCCUUCACAUUCAGGGUGUACAACAGCUUCCCCUGCAGCCUCUCAUCCCCUGGCUAGUUCACCACUUUCUGGGCCACCAUCUCCUCAGCUACAGCCUAUGCCAUACCAAUCUCCUAGCUCAGGAACUGCCUCAUCACCGUCUCUAGCCACCAGAAUGCAUUCUGGACAGCACUCAACUCAAGCACAAAGUACAGGCCAAGGAGGUCUUUCUGCGCCUUCAUCCUUAAUAUGUCACAGUUUGUGUGAUCCAGCAUCAUUUCCACCUGAUGAGGCAACUGUGAACGUUAAACCUGAACCUGAAGAGCAGGAACCUAACUUUUCAACAAUUGGUCUACAGGACAUCACUUUAGAUGAUGUGAACGAGAUAAUUGGGAGAGACAUGUCCCAGAUUUCUGUUUCCCAAGCAACAGGAGCGAGCAGGCAGGCUCCCCUCCCGGGUCCCGAUUCCCUGGAUUUAGCAAGAUCCGACGGGCUCUGACAGUGCUCACUGCAGCCUUGUGUCCACCACCAUGUACUUCUCAGCAUGUUUCUAUCCUUGGACCUUGGGUUUCCAACUCUGUGGCCUUCAGGACUGGCGCCAGGAGUUGGGAUCACUGUGUGUGGGGAAAGGAGCAUUCCUCCACCUCAGGCCUUGGGUAGAUUUUGUAAAAGAAUAGGAGCAGCAUAGGCUUUUUGAGCUUUGGGGAAAUGAGCUUUGCGUUUUAUAUUUAAAUGGGAUACGUUUAUAUGAUGGGUGCUUUGAGUGUGAAUGCAGCAGGCUCUCCUCCAUUUUAGAGGUGCUGCCUUUGCAGGUGACCUGGUUGCUUAGCUAGGAUUGGUGAUUUGUACUGCUUUGUGGUCAUCUGAAGGACCCUUUAGCUUUUAUGAUAUUUUUAAAAUAGGAACUUUUGAUAAAACCUUCCAGAGGCAAACAUAAAAGAAAAAAAAAUUCUCCUAAGCCCACACCUAUGCCUCAGAAACUCAGCAUGUGUCCUGAAGCCUUUCAUAGAUUUAUAGGAAAUAAAGCCAAAUGUAGCUCAUACUUCUUUGUAAAAGUAAACAGAUAAAAUAAGAAGAGAUCAUUCCAAUCAUUGAAGUGUUGGAAUAUAAAACGACAUUCCAGAGCAUAGCCUUUUUGUAACUUUCUAGGUAAUCUUCCUGCAAUCUCUCCAUACUGACUCUGUUGAAAUUGCUUUUUUCCCUCGGGGCCUUGGGUAAGAUAGCUACAAGUAAGGUGACUUUGAAAGGUGGGGUUUUUAGCUUGGUAGCUUUCAUUUCCUGCUGUCCUACAAACAAGUAGGCUGUGGAGUGCUCUCCCCUUUUUUGUCCUCUGGUCCCAGACCUUUUCCAAGUGGGAGCAUCUGCGUUUGGCUGCUCUGUAAUCUGGGAAGCCACAGUCUCAUGAUCACUUAGGCAAAUUUGCUGGUUCUGACUUGUCUCUAGAGGCCAGGCUGUGUCAGAAGCUAAGCAUAAAUGAGCUAUGCUUCAGGAGAGGAGCAGAGAAAACGCAGGACCCCAGAUGGGAAGCUUUUAAGAUUCACACUGGCAUGGAAAGCGUAUUCCUCAUUCUGUUUACAGCCUAAAAUGAUUCUGGCCUACCCUAUCCCCUUUGCAUGGCCUCAAAACCAGCCUUUUCCCAGAAAGGCUGUCAGGCAAAUCCAGAAAUGAGGUAGCAUCAUACACCUGACCCUCCACACCAAAGAUGCCCUGGUGCUGCUGCUGGUGAGGCUGGCGCCCAAGGCAGGAGCCAGCAAGAAACUUCAGCCUGCUGUCUACCAAAGGAGGUGCCCAAAUUGGGUGCUUUUUUUCAAAACCCGCUCUUACCCCUCCCCUUAAUGGGAUUGGUUACCUGUUCCAAGGCCUGGGCCUAUUUCAAAGCCCCUGAAGUUUGCAGUAUGUAUUCAAAUGAAAUGAUGUACUUUCAUUUAUUCAGGAAGCAAAUUUUUUGAGUGCCUACAUGUGAGACAGUGUGCUGGGCUGGUCAAAGGCUUGAUGCUGUUAUUCCAGGGGAUUGUGGGUCCUAGAUGCCAGCAUUCUCUAGUGAGGCCUGGGUGGAAGAAGCCAGCUCAUUGCCCAUCACCUCUAACCAACAGGAGCUGUUGACCCAGGAUGAGAAAGUAUGGUCUUUUUUUUCUUUAAACCAUGGUGUUUUAGAUUUCUCUUCUAAAACUAGUUAGAGAAAAACUAGUUAGAGAAAAAUAUCCUUCAGCAAAUCACUCUGGUCCCUCUUGGAGCUGGGUGUUUUCAUCUUUUCUUUGAAAGUGAAUUUUGUGUCACAGAGUGUAGAUAGUGAGAUUUGCUUCAGGGCCUGUGGUUGGAAGCCCACAGCUUCCCUUGGAGGAGUUGUGGGAGGCUGGCCCCUGAGAUAAAGUUCCAGAGAGCUGGCCAGACUUGCCUCCACCCUCUUGUCCCUGGUGUAGCUGCCUCACAUGAGGUUCUUGCAAGACAUCCCCUUGCAAGACCCUUUGGGGGUUGCUCUGCUGCCCUCAAAAAUAAAAACCUCUAUGAUCCAGAGUUGCUAUGCACCAGAUUUUGAUGCCUUUUAAAUACCUUGAUGCCUAUAGCACUAGAAAUGCUUUCUUAUUUAAAAUAAAAGUUAAAUUUUAAAAUAGAGCAUUGUAUACUAUGUAAGCAGUUUUGUAUCAGCUUUGUAAAAGUCAGUUAUGUUUUGGCUUUGUAGGUAGACUUAAAUUUUUACGCAACACAGGGGUGUUAAAGCACACAUCCAACAGCAACUAGAAGGAUGUGCAACUAUGAACAUACAACUAUCUACUGGGGCUUUGGGGAGAAAAAGGGGGAAAAAAAAAGGAGGAGGAUUGGCAAUAGAUGUUAGCUCAGGGCCGGUCUUCCUCAGCAAAAAGAGGAGGAUUGGCAUAGAUGUUAGCUCAGGGCUGAUCUUCCUCACACACACACACAAAAAGCACAUUCAUUGGACUAUGCAAAUUGAUUUCUAGUAGCAGCACUGAGCAACGGGGCAUGUGCUAGCACCCACCCCUUCCGCCUCCAACCUGUACUAGAUCUUGGGUUGAGGAAUGGGAUGAACAGCCUUUUGCUUACUGGAGAUGCACAGAGAAACAUGACUGAAAACAGCUUUAAAAGUCACAGAUGUCUUCAGGUUCAUAUGUGGUGCUGCUGCCUGGGGUGCAACCCACCCCCACCCAGGGGUAGCCACUAUCACCAGAGCUCUGCUGAGUCUGGCUGUGAAGCUCUGUUUUUGAUAUUCAUAACAGAUGUUCAUCUUUAAGGCUCAGAAGGGCUCAAGUUGAAACCUUGUAUUUUAUAAAAUGGAUGUUCAGUUAAGGAACUGGUUCUCAGUUAUGUUUACAGCACUUGGGAUUGUGUUUGCUUGUACAUUUUGUAUUUUAAAACCUUUUAGAGGAGGACAGUGCUCCUUACACGAAUACAAAGGGAAGAGCCAGCAAUUCAGGCUCCUCAGUUAACAGUGCUGAAAUAAUAAAUGGUGACAGGUCAACAGUC